This is a messenger RNA of Lycium ferocissimum, 3370 nucleotides long. Its product is annotated as serine/threonine-protein kinase D6PKL2-like. Gene Ontology annotation, molecular function: ATP binding; protein serine/threonine kinase activity. Gene Ontology annotation, cellular component: nucleus; plasma membrane; cytoplasm. Lineage: Eukaryota; Viridiplantae; Streptophyta; Magnoliopsida; Solanales; Solanaceae. Bases 320 to 3232 code for a protein of 970 amino acids. The transcript is spliced from 3 exons. Gene Ontology annotation, biological process: protein phosphorylation. The record is from RefSeq and is a predicted model, not a curated record.
UCCACCGAAAUAGCAUAACAUACAAUACCCUUUCUUCUUUCUCUUUUCACUCUUUGAGAAUCUAAAACCAUUUUGUUUUGUAAUUUAUUAAAGUUUUGAGCUUUAGAUCUUUCAUUGUAUCAUACUAUCAGUUGCUUUGUGCAGGUUGAAUGGUAGAUAGCAGCAUGAUUGAGUUGAGCACAUGGAGGGAUUGAAAUUAGAAAUUUGGAUUACAUGUGACAUAAUAGAAAUUUGGUUGCUUUUGUUUGGACUUCCAAAAUUAAUCCUUUUACCUUCUGGUUGCUGAGUGCUUGGUGAUUUGUGUGACCAGUUCUAAGUGAUGGGUUCAUAUUCGGGUAGCUGUGAAAUUAUAGAGGCGAAAGAUGAGCUGGAUUUGUUUCAACGUUCUGAAAGGUCUCGUCAAGUACGAGAACCGGGCAGAAAACAGAAGCCUCCUUUGGUUAGAAAAGGACCUAAUAAGUUUUUAGAGGAUGAUAUCAAUCAUCUUUUUGAAUCCAUCAAUCUAAGAUCAUCAAAGAGUCUUGAUUUGUCGGAUCACGUGAGAAGAGAUGCCUCGAAAAGGCCGAUGAGGGGCAGUGGAUCUCAUUCUCCAGGAAUCGGGUUUUCCGAGCCAGUUUCUCUAAAGCAGGCCUUACGGGGUUUAUGCAUUUCGCAGGCGGCAGAAAUGGCUACAAUGAAGCGGUUAUCCAAGCCACCGGGUUCUCCUAGCGUUUUAGACCCUGGAAGGAUUACAAGCUCUUACCGGUUUGCAGAUACAAGUGAAAGACUAGUACAAGAUGUAAGCACUUCAGGAAUAUUCAACAAAGUGCCGCAUUACCGCCAAGAACUGUAUGUUAAAUCAGCAAACCAUAGUCCCCAUUCUUCUCCACGACUUGUUGUUAAGCCAUCCAUCUCAAUGCGCCAAAAUAACAGAAUAGUGCCAGCAGAAAGCUCGUCUAACUCUCUUCAGUCACCAGGUCAAAGUACCCUUUGUUCUCCUAAAUAUGUUAAUAAACAGACUAUUAAGAGUACAGAGUCCAUUGCCAAGCAAAACGAGAGAAUUUUUCCCGAAGAAAAUGUCCCAAACUCCGGUAAAAAAGUUUCUCAACAGCUUACACAAGCCAAGGUGAGGUUACCAAACCAAAACACUUUAUCUUCACCUAGACUUGUCGAUAAACUAGUUAUUAUGUCUGCUGAGUCAACUGUGCGGCGAAAAGAGAGGAUGGUGCCAGCAGAAAGCACGUCAAGCACUUCGCAGAAGAUGACUCGAUUACCAGACCAAUGUGUACUGUCUUCUCCUAGACUGGUUGAAGCACCAAUUAUUUUGAGUUCUAACUCCCCUCGCCAGAAAAAGGAGAAUUCGUCUUUGUCGAAGCAUCACGAGAUUAAAUCACCAGGAACUGUGUCAAAUAAGGAAGAAGUCCCAACUUCAGCUGCAUCCUCAUCUUCAUUUACCUCUGGUAAUGAUAAGCAUAAUCCCGAUAGAAGUGUGGUUACAUCAUUUAGAACAGCGAACAAAAAAGCUCCUAAGCUGAGAAGAAAAGCCGUGUUGCAAAAUGUCUCUUCAUCCAGUGCCACGAGAAACAACAAGGAGAGCAAAUCAAAGCCAGCAGUCAAGAACAAGACCCUUGUCAAGAAGAAAGCAAAACCGGAAGCAACGGUAACAUCCGGCACUUUCAAUCUCACCUAUGAAGCAAAUGGUCCAAUGGAAUCACCUAACCAACUUGUCUGUCAAAAAUGUCAAUGUGCUCUCAAGAAUGUGGGAAAUGAGUCUGGUAAGGAACCUGCAAUUCAAGGUUCUGGAUGUACAGCCACUGGAGCAAGUGAAACUAGCAAUAAAUAUCAUGCUACUAAACCAGGCUUCGGCAAUAAUGGCCCAGUCUUGAAAGUCAACAAGGCAUCAAAAUCUAGAGAGCAAGGGGACUUUUCUCAGAGCUCAAAGAGUAGUAUUGGUGAUUACAGUUGUAGCACAACUAUCAGUGACGAGAGCAAUUUAAGUGGGUCCAGUACCGGCAAUAGGCCCCACAUGUCCAAAGAUGGAAGGUGGGAGGCUAUCAAUCAGGUGAGGAAACGUCACGGAUUCUUAGGGUUAAGUCAUUUCAAUUUAUUGAAGAAGCUCGGUUGUGGAGACAUUGGCACAGUGUAUCUCGCUGAGCUGCUGGAAACUAACUGCUUAUUUGCAAUAAAAGUUAUGGAUAACGAAUUUUUGGCGAGAAGGAAGAAGCUUCCGAGGGCACAAACGGAAAGGGAGAUUUUGAGAAUGCUAGAUCACCCUUUUCUACCGACCCUCUAUGCGCAGUUUACAUCAGAUAAUUUAUCAUGCUUAGUUAUGGAGUUUUGUCCAGGUGGUGAUUUGCAUGUCCUCAGGCAGAAGCAACCAGGCAGAAAUUUUCCUGAAGCAGCAGCACGGUUUUAUGUUGCUGAAGUCCUCCUUGCUCUGGAGUAUCUACAUAUGCUUGGAGUCGUAUACCGGGAUUUGAAACCAGAAAACCUACUAGUCCGGGAAGAUGGUCACAUCAUGCUUACUGAUUUUGACCUUUCACUCAGAUGUUCAGUUAACGCCAGUCUUCUAAAAUCAUCUUCACUGGGAGUAGAAGCCCCACGGAUCUCUGGUCCAUGCGCAGGAUCCAACUGCAUUGAUCCUUUUUGUGCGGGACCCUCAUGUCAAGUUUCUUGCUUUAGCCCUCGAAUUUUACCUGCCAAUGCACGAGCAAGAAGGGUAAAAGCGGAAGCUGCAUCUUUUAAAAGAUCAUUGCCUCAGCUUGUUGUAGAGCCAACAGAAGCGCGGUCCAAUUCGUUUGUCGGUACACAUGAAUAUUUGGCUCCUGAGAUUAUUAAAGGCGAGGGCCACGGGAGUGCUGUUGAUUGGUGGACCUUAGGUGUUUUUCUUUACGAGCUUUUAUAUGGGAAGACACCGUUUAAAGGUGCCGGAAAUGAAGAAACUUUAGCUAAUGUGGUCAUGCAGAACCUUAGAUUUCCCGAUAGCCCGCUUGUUAGUUUUCAGGCGAGGGAUCUAAUAAGAGGGCUUCUCGUGAAGGAGCCUGAGAGUCGAUUGGGAACGGAAACCGGAGCUGCUGAGAUUAAACGACAUCCCUUCUUCGACGGCCUGAACUGGGCGUUGAUACGUUGUGCCAUUCCACCAGAAGUACCUGAACUUUGUGACAUUGGAUUUCCAGAAGUAGCUUAUCAGGAGAAGAACAAAAUGUUUUUAGAGUAUAGUUCCAAAGGGCAUUUAGAGUUUGAGCUGUUCUAGACUUCUAGUAAAGCUCUCUGUACCACUUAUAUGGUUAGGAUGUAUCCUCUGCAUCCACCCCUUGUAAUUAUAUGUCAUAUAAAAUGCUGAGAAUAUGGGAAUUUUCUUCUACAUCACAAGAAUGAAAGUUACAUAGCA